AUGGGGUUCUUUGACUCGAUUAAAAAGUCUUGGAAGACGUUGCGUACCGCCAUCAAAACGCUACUCGACCUCAAUCACAAGUACGAAGCUCUUGUCGCACGGAUUAAGCAAGGCGCAUCUUUGCCGCAUCGUAAUCCUACCCGUUCAUACUGGCUGGAAGACCCGCCGUUCCCUGAACUUGUAGACAUCCGCUCAAAAAGUCUUCCCAAUAAAGCAGAUGUAGUCAUUAUCGGUAGCGGCAUCACUGGCGCUGCUGUAGCCCGUAGCUUGCUCCGAGAAAGCAAGCGCAAGGACCAAGACCUUACAAUCACUGUCCUUGAAGCCAGAGACAUAUGCAGCGGUGCCACUGGACGCAACGGCGGUCAUAUCAAAGCCUCACCUCAUGAGACUUUUGCGAAACUAGAGGCAAAGUACGGAGUGGAACGAGCUGUCGCACUCACCAGGUUCCAACUAGACCAUCUUGAAUGCUUGACAAACCUUUGCCAGAGCGAAGAGUUCACACAAGCAGAGUGUCGUAAGGUCGAGACUGUUGAUCUCUUCUUCGACCAAAAGACCUUUGACGACGUCUGCCAUACUGCGAGCAAGCUGAAAACACUUCUCCCUGAACACCAGGGCAGAAAAUUUGCAGUCAGCGACCAAGUCGUUGGUGCAUAUUCGUACCAGGCAGGAGCUUUGUGGCCGUAUAGGCUCGUUACUUCAGUCUGGAGUGAGCUCUUGGAUGAGUAUCCUGACCAAAUCACUAUCGAAACUCAUACGACUGUGCUCUGGGUCGACGAAAGUGGCGAUCAAGACGCUUAUAACGUCCACACAGAUAGAGGCAUCAUAAGUUGCGAGCACCUUGUUCAUGCCACCAAUGCUUGGAUGGGUCACUUACUGCCAAAACUCAACAAGAAGGCAACAGGCGUUAGAGCGCACAUGUCUGCGCAAAACCCUGGUCAAAACAGCUACCAAGGAUGUCACGGAGAUCGCUCUUGGGGGUUGAUCUAUGGUCCUGAUGACUUUGAUUACAUGACUCAACGACCGUCUUCUGAUGGCUCUGGCGACAUCAUGCUUGGUGGAGGAGUCUUCCGCUCAAAGGAUAACGGCAUUGACCAGAUUGGUAUCUGGGAUGACAGUUGCACUGAUGCAAUCACAUCUGCACAUCUAGCUGGUAUCUUACCUAUUGUGUUUUCUCAAGAGAAGCAAGAUCGACAAACAGAUAACCAGCCCAGAUAUCUACAGCAACACUGGUCUGGCAUCAUAUCACUGACAGGAGAUUCGCUCCCGUUCGUGGGCAAGCUGGACCCGCGCAUCAGUGCAAGAGGUUCCGGUAAAGGCUCAGAAAAUUCAUCAGAAUGGAUUGCUGCAGGCUACAAUGGUGAAGGCAUGGUCUUUGCCUGGCUAUGCGGGACCGCCCUUGGUAUCAUGAUCAUGGGCUCGGAACAAGAUGAUAUCCCCGCAUCGCCCGGCUUCCCUGGUGGGAAAUUGGAUGAGUGGUUCCCUAAGGAGUUGCUUCUCGACAACAAACGAUUUGAUCGUCUUGACGUUCUUGAUCUUGCUGAUCAACUGUAG
Aureobasidium melanogenum CBS 110374 is the source of this 1551-nucleotide messenger RNA. RefSeq names its product DAO-domain-containing protein. Lineage: Eukaryota; Fungi; Ascomycota; Dothideomycetes; Dothideales; Saccotheciaceae. The transcript is spliced from 2 exons. Gene Ontology annotation, cellular component: cytoplasm. The record is from RefSeq and is a predicted model, not a curated record. Gene Ontology annotation, molecular function: oxidoreductase activity. Bases 1 to 1551 code for a protein of 516 amino acids.